AUGGCCCGGCCUCCCACAAAGCUCGACUUGGCUAGUGGACAAGAACUUAUAGUCCCACCCAAUGGGCCGCUACCCAAGUUUUAUCCUCCACCUAGGGGCAUAAAGAUCAUCCCUAUAUACGAUGACGAACGCACGUUUCCCUGGUCUCAUCAUGAAUAUCGUCCUCAAACAUCGGAGCGAGAGCGCUCACGUUCACGUUCUCAUUCCCGUUCUCACAGACGCGAUCGCUCAAAGAGCCGCGUAGUAUACACAGAUUCUGAGUAUAGCCAUUCAGGAUCAUAUGUCUCGUCAUCAAGAACUUCAUCUCACGGACGUGGCCGCUCACCACUCCCGUCUGAGCGGUAUCGUGAGGACAGAUAUGAAGAACCUCACCGUGGGCAUUCCAGAAGCCGAUAUACCGCCUCGGAGGUUGGUGCAGGAUCCUUGCAUCAUCAUCAUCAAAACGAUCGCAACUCAGACUUCUUAUACAAUUUACACCACGGGCGUCGACCAGAGUCGGUCGCCCCCUCAGGAAGAUCGGGAAGCACUGUCAGGGGGCACCGUUAUGGCUCAAGAUCAAAUUCUGACAUUCCUGAUAUUCGUAACUUUCUGGAAGACGUACAGAAAUACCUCAAGAUUCUGCCUCCUGCUAAAGAUUUCUGUUAUUCAAGGUGUACUGGCAGAAAGAAGGCAGUUUGCAUUGGCAUCAACUACGUAGGACAGAAAGAUGAACUGAGAGGUUGUGCAAACGAUGCCAGGAAUAUGAGGAAAUUUAUCAUGGACAAUUAUGGUUUCCAGUCGCAGGAUAUUCUACUCAUUGUUGACGACGGGCAUGCAAAUUCAUCUUUACGACCGACAAGGAAAGAAAUGUUCAAUGCCAUGCGAUGGCUCGUCAAAGGUGCACAAAUGCACGAUUCAUUGUUCUUCCAUUAUUCUGGUCAUGGAGGCCAGUCUCCUGAUGCUUCUGGUAGGGAAGCAGAUGGCAUGGAUGAAGUUAUAUAUCCUGUUGAUUAUGAUUCCAGUGGAGAUAUCAUUGACGACGAAUUACAUCAGGAGUUGGUGGCCCCUCUUCCUCCAGGAUGUCGCCUGACUGUAACCUUCAGAGGAACGGUGCUAGAUCUUCCGUAUCUCCACUCAGCACAUGGUCGUUUAAGAGGGUUGAGGCAUGUAAGUAAGCGCUGCCAGAAACGGGGGGUUGCUCCUGGAGCAGAUGUCAUAUCGUUUUCUGCCUGCAAAGAUGAUGAAACAAGCGCGGAUACAUUCUCAGGAGGUGUUGCAACGGGAGCGAUGAGCCAUGCCUUUGUCCAGAGUCUGGAAGGGAACCCUAACCAGACAUACGAGGAACUUCUGCAACACCUGCGUGAUAUCCUGAUUCCCAAGUAUCACCAAAAGGCCCAACUUUCCGGGACGCAUCCUAUCGAUCUCAAUCGAACAUUUAUCUUAUGA
Molecule: messenger RNA, 1425 nt
Organism: Psilocybe cubensis
Lineage: Eukaryota; Fungi; Basidiomycota; Agaricomycetes; Agaricales; Agrocybaceae
Exons: 17
Coding region: 1-1425 (474 amino acids)
Biological process (GO): proteolysis
Molecular function (GO): cysteine-type endopeptidase activity
Source: RefSeq, a predicted model, not a curated record